This is a messenger RNA of Sinocyclocheilus grahami, 2329 nucleotides long. Its product is annotated as protein FAM217B-like. The record is from RefSeq and is a predicted model, not a curated record. The transcript has 7 exons. Lineage: Eukaryota; Metazoa; Chordata; Actinopteri; Cypriniformes; Cyprinidae. The coding region runs from base 465 to 1904 and encodes 479 amino acids.
CGUCGCUGGCUUACAGUGCACAAGGGGUUUCAGACAUAUUACAGUAUGGUGUAGGCUACACUGUGAGCCCAUGACACUGUUGACUACAUUUCCCACGCAGCAAUGCGCCCGUCAGCAUCCACACAGCUGGAAAACACGCCUGUGUAAAUAUCCUCAUUUACAAGCUCCACACAAUUAAGCCCAUAUCGAUUAGUGUAAUUCAUGAGACAGAAUCGAACAGACCGCCUAAUUUGAUCGAUGCAUCUCAUUACAGACAGGCUGAUCCGGUCGUCGCUGAAUUAUUUAGGACAGAACGGUACAUAUGCACCGAGGACUAAAGCGAGCAGUGCGCGAGACAGUCGAUUGAUCGUGGGUGUAAACCUCACAUGAUCAAGAAAAAAUGGACAUGCCUUCGGAUCAAAAGACUCCGUGCAUGCAAUAGGAGAGAUUCCAUCCCUUCUAGGAGAUCCAGGCUGCUUUGAGGAAUGCCAGAGAUGGGAACGGUCUUACAGGAGCGCACUGUGCAUUAUAGUCAGAAUAAGCUUCGUUCGUUUGAUAGAACACAAACUAAAGCAGUGGGACAUGCACCAAGCAAGAAAACCACAAAGGCACCUUUGCAUCCACCACCGAAUAAUGGCAUCAGCCUGUCAUCUGAACCUGACUCUCAGCAAAGGUUAAGAAGGACAAGACUGGACAAAAUGUUGAUCAUGGCGAACCCCACAGACAGGCAACACAACGCUAAGAUCAAAUCUCACGCAACUUCCAAAAAUGGACAGAAGGAGAGGCAGCAAAGACAAAACAGCCAUGGUGCAAAAGAGAGUGGUGGCAGGGGUAAAAGUUCAAGUGUAAGGCCUGUAUACCCUCAUCCUGUACAAGCUCAGAGAGAAGACUCGUCAGAGUGCAGACUCAAAGACGAGAGCUGUACGCUACAAAGUAAAGAUGGAGAAGAGGACGGUGCCAGUGACCUCUCAGACUCUGAAAGGUAUUCUGCGCUUCCCGCUCAAAUCUCUCCUCCUGACCUCAACCUACGUGCAGAGGUCAUAGAUCCGUCUGACCUUCAUGCCUCGAGACCUUCUUGUCGAGGGCACAACAAGUUCAGAGGCAGCUAUCCAGAUUUCUUACCGCCUCCUUUCAAUGCUUGGAGUCUCCUGCAGUUAGCUGUGUACUUGAACACAGAAGGCAAGGGCAUUCCUCGUCCCAAGCCCACUGGGCAGCUUGAGAGAUACUUGGACCGGCUAUUGCAAUUGGAAUGGCAUCAGAUCCAAACCAUCCAAGAAGACAGCAGCAAAACCAACGCCCCAUUACCUAAAGGUCGCAAUUUGCCUCAUUCGACUUCUCAUCGCAGCCUAAGCUCUCCUAAAUGCAUCCUCCACUGCCAGCGUGCGUUCCCUUUGGCGUUACUGUCCUCUUUUGCCAGUGCACCCACCCUUCAGCUUUCAGGCUGUACCUGCCCACAUUGCCAGAAUCAGUAUCCCAUCUUGAAUGGCACAUGCCGCUCUUUUGCCUACCACCACCACACAAGGUUGAGUCCACUCCUGGAGAAGAAGGGCCAGGUCUCAGGUUUGCCUAAAAGGAGCAGCAGUGAGAGCAGGGCUCAUCAGCUGGAACCCAGACACCGAUCUCGAGAGCACAGACUCAGCGACCCUUUGAGCGAGAGCAGCCACUUGAGGCGCAUGCAGGCUAUCGAUAAUGUGAAGGUGUGUUUUGGAAAUAUGUUCAUCAAAUUCCCUCAAGAGAGUACCAGAUCCAUGAUCCUUAAAGACCAUGAGCAGCUUGACAAGGAAAUAACUGACCUCCGCAAACGACUAAAAGCAAAAGUAAAUCGUCUCAAUGACUUGCAAGGUAAGCCUGAACUCAGAGGAUACAACCUUUCUCCUCUGAGCAGUGAUGAGAUUAAAGCAAUUAACAGCCUCUUUAAGAAAUAAUAUCCACUAGCUUCUCGGACUGUCUUGAACCUGAGGGUAACGUUUGGACUGGACUGUUACCUGUGCGUCGGAGCACUGAAGUGUCUGCAAACCGCCUGUGACUUUACUAACUCAGCAGAAGAACUUUUUUCGGUUGACUUUUGGUGACCAGCUCACACAAUGUGUCUUUUCAUCAUUCAGUGCUUUUGCAUGGCGUUUGUUUAAAAGUCUUGCCUGCGUUUUGUGGUGUGAGAAACACAAUUGUUGAAGUUAGAGUAAGCCAAAAAUAAUGCUAAAAUGCUUGGGUGGGUAUUACCAUUAACAUGUAGCCUGUAUGUUGUUACUUUCACAUGUUCUGUUAUUAAUGGCAAGCAAACACAAUUCUUGAACUUUCGAAUUCAAUGAAGUUUCUGUCAAAGUCUGAAAACUCAUUUCUGCAGUAAUUA